AUGUACGCCAAGUUGAUUGUCGCUCUUUGCGCUUUGGGCGUAGCCCACGGUAGUGGAUUGUUGGCAGCUGCACCAGUUGCCUACAGCAGCCACAGCAUCGCUGCACCAGUUGCCUACAGCAGCCACGCAUAUGCUGCACCGGCCGUUGUCUCUCGGACUAUCACCCCAGCCGUAUCCUCCGUAUCCUCAUACUCUAGCCAGACUGCUCACGCCGCACCUGUCGCAUACGCUGCUGCCCCAGUAGUGGCCCGCGCAUACGCUGCUCCCGCGUACUCCACCUACGCCGCCGCUCCAGUCGCUGUUGCCCGGACAAUCGCCCCCGCUGCCACUUCCUACUCGUCUUACUCCACCCAAACUGCUCACGGAUCUCCCGUAGCUACCUACGCCGCUGCCGCCCCCGCUGUCGCUAUCCACGCUGCCCCAGCUGUGGCUGUCCACUCCGCCCCAGCAGUAGCUGUCCACGCUGCUCCCGCUGUUGCCGUCAGCCGGACCAUUGCUCCAGCCACCACUUCUUACUCAUCGUACUCUACCCAGACCGCCCACGGCGCUAGGGCCUACGUCGCCGCUGCUCCCGCUAUUGCGUCUUACGCUAGGACCUACGCUGCCCCAGCUAUCGCAUCCUACGCCGCCCCAGCAUACUCCACCUAUGCCGCUGCUGCUCCAGCAUACUCCACCUACGCCGCUGCUGCUCCCGUCUACUCUACCUACGCGGCUGCCGCUCCCGUGGUCAGAUCAUCUCUGGCGUACUCUGCCGCUCCCGCGGUCUCCCACAUCGCUUACAACGCCCACGGCGCCAACUACGCUUGGUAA
Molecule: messenger RNA, 810 nt
Organism: Leptosia nina
Lineage: Eukaryota; Metazoa; Arthropoda; Insecta; Lepidoptera; Pieridae
Source: the annotation of a GenBank genome assembly